UGCCCUCUGCGCCGGCUCCUAUAUAAUUACUUUCACAAUACCUUUCCUUCCACCUCACCCAACUUCCAACCCACCAACUCAACUCAACCACAAUGGCGCCCAAGGAGAAAGUUCAGAAGUCAAACAUUGACAACGCCGAGCACCGCUCCGCUUACGGAGACAUGCAAGCUCACCGCGAAGCCCAGAUGAUGCAAGAGCACGUUGCGCUCCUGCGAGGCGCUGACAAAAUAGACGAGCACAUGGCCACCGAGCUGCUGAAGCCGCUCGACAGGAAGCGCGAGUACACAGCGGAGUAUCUUUCGAAUUUCCUCAACUACACCGGCGUCCAGCCUCCCAUGGCUUCCCUCGAGACGGCCGAUAAGAACCGCCGCAAGCGCGACAGGGAGAUGCUCAAGAUCGUCCAAGACUUCGAGGCUGGCCGCAUCGACGAGCACGGGAGCCGCAUUGUUGAGGAGAGCGACGAAGACGCCUCCGAGGACGACAGUGUCGCCUCGCAGCUAGCCGACGACUCCGAGCCCGAGGAGGAGCGCGUUGAUGUGCGUCCAGCCAUGAGCGGUAAGACUUUAGCGCUGCGAUUUCAUACUUUUUCUCUAACGCCAGCACUAGAGUCUUCAGCAUCGCCUCCAGCACCGCCAUCACCCGAGUCUGCUUCUCCAUCUGCGCAACCCGCCGCCGCCCAGCCUCCAAAGCGCAAGCGCAGGCGCCCAGAGAAGGUCGAUCCCUUGACGCCUCUCCCCGGCGGCAAGACCUACGAAGGUUACAGCUACAACCAGCUGGCCGCCGCGGGUCGCGAGCGGGGCAUUUACACGCCCGGGGGUGCGCAGAGCAUCCGCAAUGCUCUGAUCCAAGACGACAUCAAUGUCGCGCAGGGCCUGAAGCGCAACAUUGCGGGCUGGAAGAAAAAGGCCAACAUGAACAAGACGUUCAAGACUUCAGUGCCUGAGGAGCUUAGGACGAAGGUCCCCGAGCCGGAGGGCGACAGAGAGGGAGACGAAGACGAAGACUAGCAGAUGUUGGCGGGCUUCUGAGAGUGUUCGGGAUGGUCUUGAUGUUGCGCAAUCCAGCGCCUACGAGUC
Messenger RNA from Didymella exigua CBS 183.55, 1076 nucleotides. RefSeq lists its product as uncharacterized. The record is from RefSeq and is a predicted model, not a curated record. The transcript has a single exon. Bases 93 to 1007 code for a protein of 304 amino acids. NCBI's taxonomy places the organism in Eukaryota, Fungi, Ascomycota, Dothideomycetes, Pleosporales, Didymellaceae.